AUGUCUACUAGGCGUUCUUCAGAUCUUCGUAGAUAUUUAGAUAAACAAUUCAAACCUACUUUUGAUCAGUACGAUGCAGCAGGUGGUAUCCCAUUAUGUGAACUAAAGAGUCUUCUUGGGAAAUCUGACUUGCCAAAAUCGAAACUGAGUGAUAUCGUGGACUCAGCAGAUGCCGACAGAGAUCAGCGAAUCACUUAUGAUGAAUUUGUGCAGCAGGUUAUUUCUGAGGACGACAAGGUUCUUACACGACUGCGUAUUGAUAAACGUAUCCUUAAUCGUGCAGUACUAGCAGUGGCACCGGAUUGUGGCCGAAAUCACCAACGAGCUGUUGCUCUGGAUUCUGGGUACGAUGAUAUUGAUGGCUACAACUGGGGUGAAGCGGAUGUUGAUAACUAUGUAGAGGCGUAUGAUUGUCGACCGCCUCCUAUAUUCAUUCCACUGAUAACUAUUGCAGAGAUUGCGGUUUUCAUGUACUAUGCUAUAAUUCACUAUACCGACUCCGACCCAUCGAAUGAUGUAACGGCAUCAUCUGGUGUCCCGUUUAACAGCAUACUUAUUUAUAAUCCAGUCAAACGCCAUGAGGCCUGGCGCUUCUUAACCUAUAUGUUCAUUCAUAGUGGUUAUAUGCAUCUAAUCUUCAAUUGCUUGUUACAAGUUGUCCUUGGCCUUUUACUCGAGUUGGUGCAUAAAUUUUGGCGGGUUGGUUUGGUGUAUCUGCUAGGUGUCAUUGCAGGUUCUUUAGCUCAUUCUGUUAGUGAUCCUUAUGUCUUACUGGCUGGAGCUAGUGGAGGGUGCUAUGCACUUAUUGGCGCACAUUUGGCUACUGUAAUAAUGAACUGGAAUUUAAUGCAAGAAGGGUGGCUUAAGGAUCCUUUAAACUUUGUAUCUAGUGGUGUCGUGAGACUUAUUCUAAUCAUACUAUUAGGUGGUGGUGAUACAGGAUUAGCUAUUUAUGCCCGAUUUACAAAUCCGGAUCAGCAAACGCGCGUUGGAUUUUCGGCUCAUUUAGGAGGUUUUGUUGCAGGUCUUCUUCUAGGUAUAGUUGUUUUGCGUAAUUUAAAAAUUGAAAAGUGGGAGAAAGUUUGCUUCUGGAUCAGCAUUGUCAUCUAUAUGUGUUUCACCAUUGGUGCCAUAUUGUUUAAUAUUUAUUGUGUGAAAAUUGAUAAAUGCCCUGCUUCCGUAUGGGCUACCUAG
Messenger RNA from Trichobilharzia szidati, 1194 nucleotides. The record is from the annotation of a GenBank genome assembly. NCBI's taxonomy places the organism in Eukaryota, Metazoa, Platyhelminthes, Trematoda, Strigeidida, Schistosomatidae.